This is a messenger RNA of Boleophthalmus pectinirostris (great blue-spotted mudskipper), 2397 nucleotides long. RefSeq names its product Ras homolog, mTORC1 binding like 1 (gene rhebl1). Gene Ontology annotation, molecular function: GTP binding; GDP binding; GTPase activity. Gene Ontology annotation, biological process: small GTPase-mediated signal transduction. The coding region runs from base 328 to 882 and encodes 184 amino acids. Gene Ontology annotation, cellular component: plasma membrane. The record is from RefSeq and is a predicted model, not a curated record. NCBI's taxonomy places the organism in Eukaryota, Metazoa, Chordata, Actinopteri, Gobiiformes, Gobiidae. The transcript is spliced from 8 exons.
GUUUCCGUCACUUUGACUUGCGAUUCGUAAGCGCGGAGUACACGCUUUUUGUUAUCGACUUUUUGCAGAACAUCAUCAAUAUAUCUUUCCAAACUAUUGAUUGAUAUAGACAUAUAUAGUAAAUACAGGCAGAUGUGGAUUUCGGGGUGAAGUACAAGGUGUACUUGUAGAGGUUAAACUCAGAAGUUUCACUCGAGGCCCAGCGCUCCGAAAAGUUUGUUGUUGUCACGUGACUCAACACGAAUGUGGCGAUAAAAGUUACAGAUUGUAGAGCUACGUUCCGCAUUACUUUUUAUUAUCAAACUCCUUCGUUGUUUUUUCAUCGCAAUGCCUCAGCCCAAGUAUAGAAAAAUCGCUGUGAUAGGAUACAGGUCUGUAGGAAAAUCCUCUCUGACAAUACAGUUUGUGGAAGGACAGUUUGUUGACUCAUAUGAUCCAACUAUUGAAAACACCUUUAAUAAACUCGUCAAUGUACAUGGUCAAGACUUUAAUCUUCAACUGGUUGACACGGCUGGACAAGAUGAAUACUCAAUUUUCCCACAGUCUCACUCAAUGGACAUUCAUGGCUAUGUCCUUGUUUAUUCUGUGACUUCAAUGAAAAGUUUUGAGGUUGUUCAGUCACUACAUGACAAGCUGCUAGACAUGGUUGGAAAAAUUCAAGUUCCAACCGUCCUUGUUGGGAACAAAAAAGACCUACACAUGGAAAGAGUAAUCAAACCUGAGGAGGGAAAGAAACUUGCUGAUUCAUGGGGAGCUGCUUUUAUGGAAUCAUCGGCCAAGGAAAAUGAGACUGCAGUGGAGGUUUUCAAACGGAUUAUUUUAGAGAUGGAGAAGGCGGAUGGAAACGCGCCCCCAGAGGAGAAGAAGUGCAUCGUCAUGUAAAUGCCCAAAUCCUCAGGUUCAUUUCUGUUGGAGACAAGAGACACAACGUCACUGCAAUAUCUGACCUCACAGACCCCCAAAUGCUGCAGAAAACUAUGCUACAUCCUCUCCGUUCUAAGAAAUCCUUUAAAUUGUCACAAUUAAGUAAAUAAUUGUUUUGUAGUGAAACAAACCAAACGGGUUUAGAAAAUGUUAGGUUAGGAAUUUUGAUUACCAGCCAAGCAUUUGUCCACAUGCCAUACAUAUUAAAACAAAGCAAAUGAAUCUGAAUUUUGACAGUGAUAUGGAGUCACAUUGCAUAAAUGUGUUUAUAAAAUGUCACUGAUAUUACCAGCACAUUUUUGAUGCUGUAUUUUGACAAACAUAAAAAGUCCUAUUCCCAUAAUUAUUGUUUAUUAAAUGUAAAAUGUUCUUAGUUGGUAGACAGCCUUAAAGGUAUAGAAUUAAAUAUUCCUUUAUAGCAAAUGGCUAUGAGGAAAAUAUGGUGUUGUAGAUGGUGCUACCUUGAUGUGUGGUAAUGGUGUGCUAUUUUCUUAUUACAGUGAUAUUCACUAGCCACUGUUUUAUGUACACCUGUUCAUAUGACUUGUAAAAUGUAAAGAUGUGCGUUUGAUGGUUGAUAGUAUUUUAGAAUCUGUAGAGCCAGACAACCAUCACAAGAGAAGGGUUUUGGAAAAACACAAUUUCAGCUGCAGUUUUAAUUGCAGUGUUAAUUGCAAUUUUCAGGUGUGUCUUUAAGAUUCAGAAUUAUUUUCAAGAUUCAGUUCACAGUGCAGAUUUUAAACAUACCCAGGACAUAUUUACUGCUGUGCUGAACAAAGUUUAGUUUUCUGCACUGGACAAUGUUGGAAUUACACUUUUAGUACUUUUAGUUGCAGUUAAUCUUGCUACAUUAUUGUCACUCAUUUCUUCUCCAUUUUCAACUGUUAUGUGAUUUGUUCAAUUGUUUACACAAGAGCAUUGUAACAGGUAUACCUAUUAUUGUGGCCAGUGAGAUUUUGACCACCACAUUGACGACUGUGGAGUGCCAAUAUACCACAGUUAAUUUUAUCCAAAAAUUCGUUCACAUAAACCAAACCAAUUUAAUCUGUAGAUUUGUAUUUUGUGGAUUCGACAUUUGGCUGUUAAAAGUAUGGAAAUCAAUUGUUUUUUUCUUGGUUAGCUAUAAGAGACGACUGGAUUUGAAUUCUGUUGUACCUCUAAAGGGUAAAUUUUUUUUGCUUUGCUGAUUUAAUAUUUGAUUGGUGAAUGAUUACUGGUGGUUGAAACAGAGGCUGGUGGGUUGUGUCUUGUGCCUUACAGGUCCUUAUAAUUAGUUCCUUCACAAUUUAAGGUGCCCUCAAAGUAUUUUUAUUUUUUUUUCCUUUCCUCUUCUGUUCAUGACAUUUGGUCUCAUAGGAUAGGUAGACAUGUUUGUGCUUUUAUCACAAACAUUAAAUCCUGUGUCGGUCAAUGUUUAUGCAGAAAUCUUGCUGUAAACAGUUUUGUAUAUAAAUAAAAUUGUUACUCAUUUUA